AUGGAGGUGACUAUGAUGAACCGCGUUACCGUGGCCCUAGCAAUCGUUUUGGAUACGGUUCUCAACGUAUGGGUGGUUCGCAUUAUAACAAUCGUGGUGGCUACAAUGAUAGAGGCCGAAAUGGAGGUAAUUAUCGUCAUCAAAGUAAUUUGCGUUUUUCAUUGUUCCCUCUUAGACACUAUGUCGGAAGCGGACAGCAGCGCUGAUUGGAGAGUAAAGAAACCGGCCAAUCCUGUGAACUCUGCCUCCGAAGAAGUGAAUAGAGAAAACAGCCCCCAGAAUAUGGGCUAUAGACAUGGCGGUUCAAAUUACGGUCAUGGAUCUGGUAGUAAGUAUCGUUAUCGUCCACAUGCGUAUGACGAUGAUAUGGGAUUUAACCGGGACCGUGACCACUACAGAGACGAUGAGUCCCCACGCGAUUAUUACUCCAGACCGGGCGGUCGUUCAAAGUAUAUUCCUCGUGCUCGCAAGCAGGACAGUCCAUCCAAACCUGAUUCAGACAAAGAAAGCCGCGAUCCCGUAAAUCUGAAUCCUCCUGACUAUCGUCCUGGCCAGAACCAGUUCUCGAUUCUGAAUUUCGACUCUUCUGACGAGAACGACUCCAAUUUGACUCUGGAGCAGCUGAAAGAGCGCGCUGCCAAGAAGAACCAGGAGCGCAUCGAGCAGACGCAGAAGGAUCUCCAGGCGCGCGACCACGCGCUGCAGGAGCGACGCACCAAAGCGCCCGAACCGAGCGGCAGCAGCAGCGGCAAUCAGUCCGCAGAGCGCGCGCCGAAAGCGACCUUCACGGUGGCGUGGAGCGUGGAUUUGCCGGCGAGCUACAGCGACGUUCCGGCCGCGACGCUCCCCGAGAACCGCGUGGCGCAGCUGGCGGAGGCGCUGAACCAGCAGCUGAGCGCGCCGAAGAGCAAGGACCUGGAGAACAUGCUGGAGAAGGCGAAGAAGCAGGACGUGUUCCCGCUGGUGGUGCAGAUCUUGAAGCUGGUGCUGAAGCGGAAGGAAGUGAGCAGCAAGAUGGCCAUGACGCUGGGUCUGUUCUUCAAGCAGAUCGGCGAUUUGGUGUCCAGCGAGAUGAUCGAGCAGGCCUUGCAGCGAUGCUAUCUGGACGCCGAUUCGCUGGAGAGCUCCAAGAUGGAGGCCGUCGCCGCGAACUUCGAUGAGAUCGUGAAGGCUCUGGACAUGCACCAGCUGAUCAAGCACGUGCCUUCGCGCGAAUCCGCCGACGCCAAGGUCGAGAAACCGGAGAAACCGGAGAAACUGGAGAAGUCGGAGAAGCCGGAGGUGAAGGAAGCGGCGAAGGAGGAAGCGGCGAAGCCGAUAAAGGACGAGGCGAAGUUCCUGGAGAUUCUGCAGACGCAAGCGAUGGGCGAGGAGCUGAGCGAGAUGGUGGAUCAGGCGGGUCUGGAGAAGGACACGCGACUGAUGGGAGUGCUGCUGAAGUUCAUCCUGGGCGAGAACGAUCCGAUGCAGCUGGUGCUGGUGGAGAAGCGCGAGGACGGGAAGAUGGAGGUCAAUUUCUACCACUUCCUGCCGUUCGUGGCGGACAACUACGGCUUGCUGAUUCGCAAUUUCUGGGACGGACUGCAGAUGGAUCAGCACGUGGAGCUGCUGAACGAGAUGGUGCGAUUCUGGGAUUCGGUGGGCCAGCCGCGCGGAUUGCUGGAGGCGCUGUUCUACUCUGCGUUUGAGAACGAUCUCGUGUAUCCGGAUGCUCUGGAGGAGUGGAAGGAUCAGGAGUCGAGUGCUCUGAAGAAGCAGGCGGAUAUCCGGCUGAGCGAUACAGUUUUCCAGAUCCAGGAGUUCCUGAAUAGCUUGGAGUACGAAUGGCGUGUUUGUUUCUAA
Blastocystis hominis is the source of this 1842-nucleotide messenger RNA. RefSeq lists its product as hypothetical. The record is from RefSeq and is a predicted model, not a curated record. The coding region runs from base 1 to 1842 and encodes 613 amino acids. Lineage: Eukaryota; Bigyra; Opalinata; Blastocystidae. The transcript is spliced from 7 exons.